This is a messenger RNA of Owenia fusiformis, 1383 nucleotides long. Lineage: Eukaryota; Metazoa; Annelida; Polychaeta; Sabellida; Oweniidae. The record is from the annotation of a GenBank genome assembly.
UACAUUUAUCAUCCACAAUAACAUAAUUGAUAAUCGUUGCAUCAGUCUAAGGAGAGGAGAGAAAGCUGAUGGACAUAAAAAACUGACUUUCGGGAAUCGGGACUUUCAUGAUUACAACCUCCAGGUGUCCCGGGAGUACAUCGUCCAGAAGAGGCUUAUCUCGCAUCAACGUGGACUCUCGCCUGGUCUAACGUUCACUUCACUUUAUACAACACCAUGGAGGGGCAGGGUAUUGCAUUGCUGUUGGUGAUAUCGCUAGCAGUAUUUGGAUUAUGUAGAUCGAAUCCGAUCAGUAGAGGACCUAACGACUCCAAGUCCAUGCUAAAAGAACACCUCAGAUAUGCCCCAAAGAACUACAAAGACCAUCCAGAUGGAUAUUGGUUUGGCACCCAAAAUCUAAACUGUAUGAUGGGCUGGUGGUUCCAUAGAGCUCGCCGCGAUGUUGCGCCUGCACGCCACACAUUGACCUAUGCCCAUCGUUUGGUAUUUUAUGGCGGGAAGGUAUUCGAAUGGGGCGUAACAUCUAAAAUGACAUAUAAUGUUGGAUACGACCCAUCAAAACCUCAUUGUGAAAUAACAUGGGAAGAGCAACCUGCAGGAAGAUCAAACUGUAGUCACGUAGACAUGGUCGAAUUUACGAAAUCUUACCCGGAUAAUUAUGGCAUGUACAAUGCCUUCACCAACAAUUGCCACCAUUUUGCAAAUUACUUUUCCCAUCGUCUUAUAAGUGGCCAAUGCGGAAUGCAGGACAACGCCUGGCAGGAAUUUAUGCGCCAUCUAUGGCAGGGACUAUCGUCUGUUGUUAAUAUUGACUUCACCAUUUUAAUACCAGACGGAGGAAGACCAGCUAGAUCAUAGAUUUGAAUACUAGUAGACGGCAUGUAUUCUUCUCGAUAAACUCCUUGAAACUAUAUAUUCAUGAACGACAUUACGUGCUGAAAGGAAUGCGUGUAGUGGAAACAUAAAUCUAUGCUUUGAGAAAAAGCAUGCAUGAAACAUGUGAAAGGUUCCGAAAUUACAAGCCAUCUUGUCAAAAAUAUCGAAUGGUACCACAAAUAUUGACAAUGUUUGAAAACACAUAAAUGAGUUGGAUAUUGUAAAGACACAUAUUUAUCGUGCAUUGCAUGUGAUCAUCCUUAUUUAUUGAGGUGUGAAUAAAUCAAAUGAAAAAUAUUUUAAUUACUUUUAUUAUGCAAAUAAUAAUUUGUCACUCAUGGAGCAAAUUGUUACUGCUUAAUAUAUGGUGAAUGACAAAUUAGGUUUUAUAAGUAUGAGAAUAGCAUGAUGUCUUGAUAUUUUAGCGUAACGUCGUUUGAAAAGUGACGGCGGUGAUUGAAAAAAACGAUGUAAAGAUAAAACCGCAACGAAAUGUUUGUAGAUUUC